Molecule: messenger RNA, 1208 nt
Organism: Drosophila subpulchrella
Lineage: Eukaryota; Metazoa; Arthropoda; Insecta; Diptera; Drosophilidae
Exons: 2
Coding region: 141-1142 (333 amino acids)
Source: RefSeq, a predicted model, not a curated record
GCUUAAGUUACAUUUUUUUGGGCUGCAUCAUAGACAACACAAUAACUGAAAACAAAAUUCCAAAUUUUCAGGACAGGGCAGACGGGGAUUUCCCUAUAUAAAAACUCCUGAGACCCUCAAGCUCUAGUCUCAACUCAAAAAUGGCCGAAAAGAAACCCGAGGAGAAUAAGAAAAGUUUAAAGAACACUGCCAGUAGUUCUUUGAACCCACCAAAUCGCCUGGAAGCCCAAAAUCGCCAGCGGGAACAGAAUAAUGCCCUAUUUGCCCAACUUUUUGCCAGUCUAGAGGGUGAACAUCAGAAACUGAGGGAGUUGGAACAGCGCCGAUCGAAGCUCAUUGAGGAAAUGAAGAAUCUGAGGGCUCUUCUGUUUGCCGAGAAUAAAAGACUUCGGCAGACAGUGGCCCCCAUUCCUGGCAAUGCAAUUCCAGUGCCCAUUGGUAGUUCAAUAGCCAAAAAUCCUCCCGAUACAUCAGCUGGUCCCACCACCUCUCUUAAAUCUGCUCGUUUGGAGCGCAGAGGUUCCACUAAAUCGGUGACAAUUGCCGAACCACCAGAAAGAAGUUUAACCAUUACCGAAAGACCCAGGGCAAGUAGUUCCCAGAGUUUGCAGAAAAAGGGAAUUCGGGGAAAUCUUAAAUCUGCAUUAAACAAAACCAAACGGAGGAAGCCCUUAGAUAAUAUAUCCAAUACCCGAGAGGAUUUAUUAGACGAGCUCGGUGAAUCCGCGCUAUCCAUUUCUGUGGGCUCCAAUUUGCAAACUCUGGUGCAAGAAAGAUCAAACUUAGAGGAUCGAGAAGAUAUAGACGAAGUGGCGGUCCCCCUUCCGGAAAUUUUUACCCUUAUGGAUUCCCAAUUUGCAGACACAAGUCCAAUCAUUUUACCAAGUAUUCCAGACGCCAACGAUUCAAAAGUUUCCGAAGAUAUUUUAAACCCCGAUCAAGAUGCAAGUUUUUAUCUGCCAAGUGCUAGGUCUUUAUUCGGGGACUUAAUAGGAACUGAUUCCGCCCCCUUAAUAAUGGAUUUGCCAGGGGUAUCACUGGAAUUACCUCCAUUUGGCAUUGCCGAAUGUUCAGCGAAUGCGGGGGAAAUCGUUGAAAAUAAACCCGAAAAGGAAUCGGAUUUAGGUCCUCCCAACUUUUAAAACCUGCUAAACUUGGAAUUACAACUUUUACUUGAUCUGGUCACAUUACUUCAGUAAAUACAUAGA